Xenopus tropicalis (tropical clawed frog) is the source of this 4811-nucleotide messenger RNA. RefSeq names its product RAS (RAD and GEM)-like GTP-binding 1 (gene rem1). NCBI's taxonomy places the organism in Eukaryota, Metazoa, Chordata, Amphibia, Anura, Pipidae. The transcript has 5 exons. Gene Ontology annotation, cellular component: plasma membrane. Bases 3416 to 4258 code for a protein of 280 amino acids. The record is from RefSeq and is a predicted model, not a curated record. Gene Ontology annotation, molecular function: GTP binding; calcium channel regulator activity; GTPase activity.
GACCCCUCUUGCUGACUGUCCCAGAUUGGGGAACAGAGAGAAUAUACCUAGCUGCCCAGGGGCCCCUCUUGCUGACUGUCCCAGAUUGGGGAACAGAGAGAAUAUACCUAGCUGCCCAGGGGCCCCUCUUGCUGACUGUCCCAGAUUGGGGAACAGAGAGAACAUACCUACCUGCCCAGGGACCCCUCUUGCUGACUGUCCCAGAUUGGGGAACAGAGAGAACAUACCUACCUGCCCAGGGACCCCUCUUGCUGACUGUCCCAGAUUGGGGAACAGAGAGAAUAUACCUACCUGCCCAGGGGCCCCUCUUGCUGACUGUCCCAGAUUGGGGAACAGAGAGAAUAUACCUACCUGCCCAGGGGCCCCUCUUGCUGACUGUCCCAGAUUGGGGAACAGAGAGAACAUACCUACCUGCCCAGGGGCCCCUCUUGCUGACUGUCCCAGAUUGGGGAACAGAGAGAACAUACCUACCUGCCCAGGGGCCCCUCUUGCUGACUGUCCCAGAUUGGGGAACAGAGAGAACAUACCUAGCUGCCCAGGGGGGCCUGUCUCCGGCUGUCCCAAACUGGGGAGAAGAUAGAACAUACCUAGCUGCCCAGGGGCCUCUCUCACUGACUGCCCCAGAGUGGGGAACAGAGAGAACAUACCUAGCUGCCCCUGGGCCCCUCUCACUGACUCCCCCAGAGGGGGGCUUAGAGAACAUACCUAGCUGCCCCGGGGCCCCUCUCACUGACUCCCCCAGAGGGGGGCUUAGAGAACAUACCUAGCUGCCCUGGGGCCCCUCUCACUGACUCCCCCAGAGGGGUGCUUAGAGAACAUACCUAGCUGCCCCGGGCCCCUCUCACUGACUCCCCCAGAGGGGUGCUUAGAGAACAUACCUAGCUGCCCUGGGGCCCCUCUCACUGACUCCCCCAGAGGGGUGCUUAGAGAACAUACCUAGCUGCCCCGGGCCCCUCUCACUGACUCCCCCAGAGGGGUGCUUAGAGAACAUACCUAGCUGUGCAGGGGCCCCUCUCACUGACUCCCCCAGAGGGGUGCUUAGAGAACAUACCUAGCUGCGCAGGGGCCCCUCUCACUGACUCCCCAGAGGGGUGCUUAGAGAACAUACCUAGCUGCGCAGGGGCCCCUCUCACUGACUCCCCAGAGGGGUCCUUAGAGAACAUACCUAGCUGCCCCGGGGCCCCUCUCACUGACUCCCCAGAGGGGUGCUUAGAGAACAUACCUAGCUGCACAGGGGCCCCUCUCACUGACUCCCCAGAGGGGUGCUUAGAGAACAUACCUAGCUGUGCAGGGGCCCCUCUCACUGACUCCCCCAGAGGGGUGCUUAGAGAACAUACCUAGCUGCCCAGGGGCCCCUCUCGCUGACUCCCCCAGAGGGGUGCUUAGAGAACAUACCUAGCUGCCCCGGGCCCCUCUCAUUGACUCCCCCAGAGGGGUGCUUAGAGAACAUACCUAGCUGUGCAGGGGCCCCUCUCACUGACUCCCCCAGAGGGGUGCUUAGAGAACAUACCUAGCUGCCCAGGGGCCCCUCUCGCUGACUCCCCCAGAGGGGUGCUUAGAGAACAUACCUAGCUGCCCCGGGGCCCCUCUCACUGACUCCCCCAGAGGGGUGCUUAGAGAACAUACCUAGCUGCCCAGGGGCCCCUCUCACUGACUCCCCAGAGGGGGGCUUAGAGAACAUACCUAGCUGCCCCGGGGCCCCUCUCACUGACAGAGGGGUGCUUAUUGACCAUACCUAGCUGCCCCGGGCCCCUCUCACUGACUCCCCCAGAGGGGUGCUUAGAGAAUAUACCUAGCUGCCCAGGGGCCCCUCUCACUGACUCCCCAGAGGGGUACUUAGAGAACAUACCUAGCUGCCCAGGGGCCCCUCUCACUGACUCUUCCAGAGGGGUGCUUAGAGAACAUACCUCGCUGCCCCGGGGCCCCUCUCACUGACUUCCCCCAGAGGGCCCCUCUCACUGACAGAGGGGUGCUUAUUGACCAUACCUAGCUGCCCCGGGCCCCUCUCACUGACUCCCCCAGAGGGGUGCUUAGAGAAUAUACCUAGCUGCCCAGGGGCCCCUCUCACUGACUCCCCAGAGGGGUACUUAGAGAACAUACCUAGCUGCCCAGGGGCCCCUCUCACUGACUCUUCCAGAGGGGUGCUUAGAGAACAUACCUAUCUGCCCCGGGGCCCCUCUCACUGACUUCCCCCAGAGGGGUGCUUAGAGAACAUACCUAGCUGCCCCGGGCCCCUCUCACUGACUCCCCAGAGGGGUGCUUAGAGAACAUACCUAGCUGCCCAGGGGCCCCUCUCACUGACUCCCCAGAGGGGUGUUUAGAGAACAUACCUAGCUGCACAGGGGCCCUUCUCACUGACUCCCCCAGAGGGGUGCUUAGAGAACAUACCUAGCUGCCCAGGGGCCCCUCUCACUGACUCCCCAGAGGGGUUUUUAGAGAACAUACCUAGCUGCACAGGGGCCCUUCUCACUGACUCCCCCAGAGGGGUGCUUAGAGAACAUACCUAGCUGCCCAGGGGCCCCUCUCACUGACUCCCCCAGAGGGGUGCUUAGAGAACAUAUCUAGCUGCCCAGGGGCCCCUCUCACUGACUCCCCAGAGGGGUGCUUAGAGAACAUACCUAGCUGCCCAGGGGCCCCUCUCACUGACUCCCCCAGAGGGGUGCUUAGAGAACAUACCUAGCUGCCCAGGGGUCCCUCUCACUGACUCCCCAGAGGGGUGCUUACACACAUGGAAUUAUUACUGGUGAGGGCUAAGCAGGGCUGGGGGGUUGAUGGGCUCCUUUCUGUUUAUAGGAUGCAGGUUUGGGGUAGUUAGUGAGCCCAGUGGCAGUUUGCAGGGUGCACUAUAAGUUAUGGGCCGGGGAAACCUAAAGGGUAAAUCCUGCCCUAAGAGGCGACACAGAGCGUGUAGCUGCCAUACAGACGUCUCUGGGUGGGGGGAGUUUAACUUAGCUGAAGGAAAUCAUCCAGAGAUAUGUACAGACUGCUCCAGACAGGACCCAGAGAGAGAUGCUUCUAGAGACUGCACCCAGAGAGACACUGCUGAUAGCAAAGAGGCUGAACUAGAAACAACAUACAGAAGAGACUGCUCCGGAGCCAGGUCACAGAAAGAGACAGAAAGAUACUGAGCUGUAGAUUGCAUAGAAACUUUUGGUGAGACUGAACAAUGCAAAAGACUGGUGGUAAGAGAACACAGAAAUAGACUGCUGAUGAGACAGAGCACAGCAAGGGACUACUUUAGAAACUGGAUACAAAAAGAGACUUCUGAGAAAGGAGACAGCACGGUGCCACUGGUAAAAGAGGACACAGAAAAAGACCGCUGUUAUGAGUGAGUGCACAUAUUGAUCUGUAGUGGAAUAGAGACAUCAGGGAUAGACGCUGGGCUGGUUACACCAAUAGGACACACAACCCAAAGAUGUGCGCCUCACGAGCUCCCCUGAGGAGGCGGGCCAGCACCCCAUUACCUUGUGCCCAUCAGAACCGCCAGCGAGGAGCAACUCCCAUAAGGAAGCUAUACUCACCUUCUAAAGCUGCUGGGAGUGCCCACUGCAGUGGCUCCUUAGACUCAGGGGUCUCGGAUGGGAGAAACGAGGCCCAUUUAAGAGUGGUACUACUUGGAGACCCAGGGGUUGGAAAGUCCAGUCUUGUGGCCAUCUUUCGAAGGGAGCAGGAUAGAGAAGCAGCAGAACAGCAGCUAGCAGAAGUGUUUGAUUGCACCCUGAUGGUGGACGGCAAGGAGACCACCCUGCUGGUCAUGGAUACGGAUGAACGCAACAUGAAGAAAGCCAUCGAGAGCAGUGAUAGCCCCAUGCGCCUCGGCAACGCCUACAUCAUCGUGUACUCAGUCACUGAUAGGGCCAGCUUUGAGAGCGCGUCAGAACUUCGAAUACAGCUUAGAAGAACUCGUCAGGCUGAAAAUAUCCCAAUAAUCCUUGUUGGCAACAAGACGGACCUUGUCCGCAGCAGAGAAGUUUCUGUGGAAGAAGGUCGAGCGUGUGCUGUGGUGUUCGACUGUAAGUUCAUCGAGACCUCUGCUGUCCUACAGCACAAUGUCCAAGAAUUGUUUGAGGGGAUGGUGCGCCAGAUCAGAUUGCGUAGAGAGGGGGCAGACACAGCUGAGGGUUUUCGCAUGCAGAGCCAACGCAAGGAGAGUCUGACCAAGAGGGCACGAAGGUUCUUGGACCGGCUUGUGACCAGAAACAGUAGGUCAUCUUUGAAGGUCCACUCCCGAUCCUGCCAUGAUCUGUCCGUGCUCUGAUAAGCUCCUCAGGGAGAAGGCCACCCAGAAUGAGCUCAGAUAUCAACUAAAUGCUUUUGAGCCAUGCAGAACAUAAUGGACACUGAUGGGACACUGUACUGGCUGGACAGCUAGCAUGAAGGACACUUACCACUCAUGAACUGAUUAUUUGUGCACUGAUGGACAGUUACCACCCCAAGACCAGGAUGAAGCCUGCAAUGAAGUUCAUCACAACUGAUACCUUUCUAAUGUCAGCCUAAUACCUACUUGCACCAAGCUCAUUGAUGUAUUUGAAAUGCCAUUCUGCCCCAUCUCUGUGGCUUUUGUGUAAGUAGAAUGAAAUAUCUGGUGAGGUUCUACCAUUUCUGACUCUGAGAGAAUGUAGAAAGUCAGGAAACUCUCCCUCCCCCUACAAGGUUCUAUGGAACUAUGCCAAGCACCCACUAAAUUCAGCACUGAGCAAACAGUGGAAAAUCUGAGCAGAAUGUUUAUGGAUGGAGGCUGAGAGAGGCUGCACGGAGAGAUGGGGAGUGGGGGGCGUAAAUGGAUAAGAAUAAACAUCAUGAUCAUUCUA